CUCUCAGUGUGCUGCAGUCUUGGUGUUUGUGGUUCUUGGAUAAUUCCACUGUAGAUAUGUUGGCGGGCGGGUGAGCGGACGAAGCUCUCUUCACAUGCAUGUUUAAUUGUCUCCAUUUCACAUCGUUUCCAUGUGUCCAGCACACGGCAACAUCUCCAACAACUGAACUGCUCUUUAGCACAUACGCACACAGAGAGUCUAAGGGCCACAUUGCACACCUGACCAUUUUUCGCAGAUGUAUUCCCUCCCUAUAGGAAAAAGCAUGUACGCCACACUGGUGAUUGUGCUGUAAAAACCUACCCUCUGCCUGGCAGAUGUGUGAAUGGAUAUUCUCGCAUUCAGCAGUGUGCAUAGCCUGCCCCACAGAGAUGCUCUUCUUGGUGCCCCCAGCUUCAGAGCUUAGGCAGAAUGGCAACUGGGGAAAGAGCCCCAGGAAAAGAACAUAUUAAACAAGACCGAGGAGGAAAAGAAGAAACAGGAAUAAGAAGAUAAAAUCUGUCAUAUUUGGACCGACUUAGAUUCAAACUCCACAAUUGUUACAGUGUCUGAUGCCGAGUGUCCAGAAGCUCCUCUUAUGUGGUAACCCUGGAUCAGUUUCAGUUUGUGACUCCUGAGGAUAUGGACAAGUUGCUUGGAAUGGUGCAGCCUACUUCCUGGUCUCUCUUGAUCGUUGCCCAACAUGGCUUAUACUAUCAGGAACCUCAAACAAGUUUGAUGCAUGAGGCAGUGAAUCCUUCUCAAGUCCUGGAAGCACAUUGGAAAACCAAGUUCUGUUUUCAUUAGUAUUUAUAUAUCCUUGGAAGACAUGAUGAUGGUUGCUUUUCUUCUGUGGGUCAUCUUGGCUCGAGGCAUUGCAGCCCGUUGCAAUCCAAAUAAAGCAGAUGUAAUUCUGGUAUAUUGUUAUCCUAAAACCAUAAUUACUAAAAUCCCUGAAUGUCCUUAUGGAUGGGAAGUUAAUCAGCUGGCUCUUGGUGGAGUUUGCUAUAAUGGGGUCCAUGAUUCAGGAUAUUACCAGUUUACAAUCCCGGACUUGUCACCCAAAAAUAAAUCGUACUGUGGAACUCAAUCAGAUUUUAAAAGCUCCAUCUAUCACUUCUAUAAUUCCAUUAUCUCCAAUGACACCUCAGUAAUUUUGAAGAGCCAGCCUGUGAACUAUUCAUUUACAUGCACGUACCAUGCAAACUAUCUGGUGAACCAUGCUGCCUUUGACCAAAGUCAUGUGACAUUUUCUGCCUCUUUUAGAGUGGCAACAGUUCACGUGAAGAAUGGCAGCUCUGGUUCAUUUGAAAGUCAGCUAUCCCUCAACUUCUAUUCUAAUGCCAAGUUUUCAAGCAAGAAGGAAGCCCCCUUUAUUGUUGAAACUUCAGAUAUUGGUUCAGAUGUAUUUGCUGGAGUAGAAGCAAAAGGCUUAAGUAACAGAUUUAAAGUAGUCCUGACCAAUUGUUGGGCUACUCCCUCAUCAGAAUAUUUCUAUCAAAUCCAGUGGCCUUUAAUAACUAAGGGGUGUGCGACAGAUGAAUCCAUCUUAGUGCAUGAAAAUGGGAAAGACAGCCGGGCCACUUUCCAGUUUAAUGCAUUCCGGUUCCGGAACGUUCCCAAGCUUUCCAAGGUGUGGCUGCAUUGCGAGACACAUGUGUGUGACAGUGAGAAGUUCUCCUGCCCUGUGGCGUGUGCAAAACGGAGACAACGUCUGGAGCAAACUGGAGGUGUUUUAAUGGCUGAGCUCAAUGUGAACAGCCAAGGAUUAUCCAGGAAUUUCAAUCUCUCAGCUAUUCUUUUCCAUGUAUUCCUCAUGCUUGGAGUCUGUGCAGUUUUACUAUAAUACUCAGUCCACCAUCAGAUGUUGAUGCAUCAUCUUCAUGGUACUCCACUGCUACAGAGAGAUGCUUAUUUUACCUGUUGAAUUAUUUUACAUGAGAAAAUAAAUAAUAUCUGACCUAUGUUUCUGUGGCAUCUGAGAACAAUGGUGAUUUGUACCACAUGUGCGUUUAAAAAAAAUCUCAGCUCAAGUCUUCUGCAUGGAAGAAAAAGCAUAACAACAUGAGAAACAAGUCAAGAAGCUGUGUUUUCAUACUGCUGGUCCACAUGUGAUGGCCCUCAGUUUUCUUUCUGUUUGUAUCAAGGAGCUAAAUUAUUCUUGAGAUUCUGAUGCAAUCAGGUCUUCCACACAGCAGGGAUUGAUGUUAUUA
This is a messenger RNA of Hemicordylus capensis (graceful crag lizard), 2189 nucleotides long. It is a transcript of the gene TECTB, whose product is annotated as tectorin beta. The transcript is spliced from 14 exons. Lineage: Eukaryota; Metazoa; Chordata; Lepidosauria; Squamata; Cordylidae. The record is from RefSeq and is a predicted model, not a curated record. Bases 806 to 1822 code for a protein of 338 amino acids. Gene Ontology annotation, cellular component: cell surface.